Molecule: messenger RNA, 585 nt
Organism: Stegodyphus dumicola
Lineage: Eukaryota; Metazoa; Arthropoda; Arachnida; Araneae; Eresidae
Source: RefSeq, a predicted model, not a curated record
AUGCAUUCAGAAAGAUUUGAUCCUAUAAGAGUUUCUUCACCAGCUCUGCUUAUUCCAAAGAUUAUUUUGCAGAAGAAUUGGAAAUUAAAGUCUGACUGGAACGAGGAACUACCAGAAGACAUUCAGAAAGAAUUCAGUAAAUGGGCUACAGAAAUACAUUUUUUGAAUGACUGCCGAAUCCCAAGAAGAAUCUUCAUUGAUUCAACAAGCUCUUUACACGUCUUCUGCGAUGCAUGUAAACUAGCUUAUGGUGCCUGUAUAUUUUUAAGAACGGAAGAACAUGAAGAAAUUUACUUGAGUCUCGUCCUAGCAAAAUCCCGACUUACCCCAUUGAAAGAGAUCCCUUUACCGCAGUCGGAAUUAAUGGCCGCACUUCUGGGUGUAAGAUUAUAUCAAUUGGCUAUUAAAAGCUUGAAUUGUAUAAACACGAAAACUUAUUUUUGGUUAGACACUUCAGUGGUUUUAGCAUGGCUAAAGAAGCGAAAUAAUUGGUCUGUUUUUGUAGAAAACCGAUUUAAAGAGAUUCAAGGUUACAGCAAAAGAAGGAUGUUGGAAACAUAUACCAGGGAUCUUAAACACUGCUGA